Messenger RNA from Suillus paluster, 765 nucleotides. RefSeq lists its product as uncharacterized. The record is from RefSeq and is a predicted model, not a curated record. The coding region runs from base 1 to 765 and encodes 254 amino acids. Lineage: Eukaryota; Fungi; Basidiomycota; Agaricomycetes; Boletales; Suillaceae. The transcript is spliced from 2 exons.
AUGGACACCGCAAGAUUGCUAGCCCAUGGUUGCAUAGAGGUUGAUGCAUCCCAUUGGAAUAGAUACGCAUUUUUGGUAUGGCCUCACUCUCUUGACUGCCCAAGGUUUUUAACGGGACCGCAGCGGCGCUGCUUGCACAUAUUUCUUAUUGGCAUCGGUAACUACAAGACCAUACCUCUGAAGGAUAUUUAUUCUCCGUCUCUCCUUCCGUCUCUCCACCGAGACCUUCGCAUCAAAGUUGGUGAUACACUGGGCAUUGAUGUUGAAUUGGACGACUUUGACCCAGGGCCCAUGGUGCGCGUUCAUGCUAAUCAAGUCCAUGAGAACAGCACAGACAGUCUGGGAGAUGUUGAAGGCAACACGAAUGACACAGAGGCUGGAGACAAUGGAACCGGUCUCAAUAUCAACCAUGAUGGAGAUGAUAACGAGAAUCGGCCUGACGACACUGAGACUGGCAUGGCAGAGACGAAUGAACUUCACCCUGAUGACUUGGGAUUUGGGGGCAACGGGAAGUGCGCUGUUUUCACCUCUACCAAGUUUUGGAGGUUUGUGGAUGCCUCGCUUGAGGGCAUUCGCAAAAUGGCAAAGGUGCAGGCAGAGGAACUCGACGACGGAACAACGGUCGAGAACAUCAUCCGAAAUGUCCUGGUCGAGUAUUUCCAGCAAGACCUCGCUGAAUUCCCCGGGAAGAGGACCGUUCCGAAACUUCUUUCCACCACCAGUCCCCAGUGGCAAACAACAAGUCAGACCAAUUUGCUUUGGUGA